Molecule: messenger RNA, 3080 nt
Organism: Patiria miniata (bat star)
Lineage: Eukaryota; Metazoa; Echinodermata; Asteroidea; Valvatida; Asterinidae
Product: cytochrome P450 27C1-like
Exons: 9
Coding region: 487-2265 (592 amino acids)
Biological process (GO): cortisol metabolic process; C21-steroid hormone biosynthetic process; glucocorticoid biosynthetic process
Cellular component (GO): mitochondrial inner membrane
Molecular function (GO): iron ion binding; oxidoreductase activity, acting on paired donors, with incorporation or reduction of molecular oxygen; monooxygenase activity
Source: RefSeq, a predicted model, not a curated record
ACCGAAGUUAUUCGUCACGUGCUUUACACAUGGCAUGAAGGCAAACAAACCCUACAUCCAUACAAUGUGUACAUUAGGGAAUCCCAUCAGCUGUAUACAAAGCUCAACCGUGGAGCUCAAUGGCUAGCUCUACUCACGACGCGCGACUAGCCUACUGUCAGUCAGCUUAGCUAAUUCCGCAAGCACAUGCAUAGCAUGUAGAAGACUGUCAGUUGUUUGUUUGGCUGGCAUCGUUGCAUUCUUGGCAAACUUCUUGAGUCGGUACAACAGGAAAUCGGUUAUCUCAAAUCCAAACACUACAUGUACUUCUCAGUAUUGGUGUUUCAUGGAUUACCCAGCACUCAGAUAAGCUUGACUAAUUUGUCGCAGUAGGCAGGCCCAGGCCUACUCUUCUUGUCAUCUAACCAGCGACUGCCAAAACUAAGUUACAAACUCUUCAAAUAGGGAAAGGUUCAUCUGAGAGCUUUUUAAGAAGCACAAGCGAUCAUGACUGGCCGUCAAGUUCCACGGAUUUUCGCCAGUGCAUCUCGUCUGCGAUCCUUGCGGCACCCAGCCAGCACAAUGGCCGUGCCCCGGGAGCGCUCAACCCCACAACAGAUGGAAGAGACACGCUCGGAUAGGAGCACCGUGCAGAUGCACCAACUCAACAAAGUCGUCGUGGACAUGCCGAGUGGAAACCCCAACGAACCCACCGACUCCACUGUGAAUUCAGUGGCUGAGUCAUGGGGGACUUGCCCCGCUGGGCUCGGUACAACCACUGACGCAGCGCCGGUGCCGGUGGAACACAUCAAGACACCAUCAGCGAACGGUGUGCACACGCACGUACAGUCCUUCGAUGAGAUUCCUGGGCCGAAAGGAUGGCCUUUUAUUGGGACACUUGGCACUUACUUGGUUGGAAAUGGACUCAGCCGCAUCUAUGAACACCAGAUCGCUUUCACCAAACAGUAUGGCCCCAUUUGGAAGGAGCGUCUGGGGUCACUGGAGUUUGUUAACCUCGCUGACCCCGAGUUGGUCUCCAUGAUGUAUCGCCAUGACAACAAGUACCCAAUGAGAGUCGAUAUGAAACCCUGGAAGGCUUACAGAAUGCAUCGCAACGAGUCGCUUGGUGUGCUCACACACGAAGGCAAGCAGUGGCAUCGAGCACGCCGCCUACUGAGCAAGAAGAUCCUGCCGCCCAAGACAGUCGGCGCCUACGUUGGAGUCAUUAAUGAGGUCAUGGAAGACAUGAUUCAGAGGUUACGUUACGUCAGGGAUGUGACCAAUCAGGAUGGCCUGGUUCCUGAACUGACCAAUGAGAUGUACAAGUGGUCCAUGGAAUCAAUUUUCAAGAUCCUGUUUGAGACCAGGAUUGGCUGCCUAGACAAGCAGAUCCCAGCUGAGUCACAACGAUUUAUCGACUCCAUCCAUCAGAUGUUCAUCUCCGGUCAGAUCCUCUUUGUCACGUCACCGGAGUUCUUCAGGAAGUACAACCUCAAACCAUGGAGGGACCACGAAGCAGCAUGGGACUACAUCUUCAGUUUUGCCAGGAAGGCAGUGGACAACAGACUGGCUGAGAUAUCUGCCCAGUCUGAGGGUGAAGGCGAACUGGAAGCUGACGGAUUCCUGACCUACUUGCUGUCAAGCAAGCAACUCAGCAUGAAGGAGAUAUACAGCAAUGCCUGUGAAUUGCUCCUGGCUGGAGUUGACACUACCUCCAACACUCUGGCCUGGGUGUUGUAUGAGCUGUCCAGGCAUCCUGAGGUCGAAGAGCGGUUACACCAGGAGGUGUGCCAAGUCCUGGGCUCAGACAAGACAAGGAAGGCGAACACAGAGGACUUGGCUCAAAUGCCCUACCUCAAGAGCAUCAUCAAGGAAAUACUCAGAUUGUACCCCGUCGUUCCUGCCAAUAAUCGCAUUUUGGAGAAGGACAUCGUCAUUGGAGGUUAUCACAUCCCCAAGAAGACAAUCAUCGGUUCCCUGCAGUAUGUGAUUGGCAGGGACCCCAAGGUGUUCGAGGAGCCCAACUCCUUCAGACCCGAGCGUUGGUUGAGGGACAACUCUGGUCGCAUGCACUGCUCCAAUUCCAGCUUCGCCUCGGUGCCUUUCGGCUUCGGUCCCAGGAUGUGUAUCGGGCGGAGAAUUGCCGAACUGGAGCUGAACUUGGCCCUGGCUAAGAUCUCACAGACGUUCAAGUUGGAGUACCUUGGAGAGGGCACCGUUGCCCCUACAGUUCAGGGAUUGCUCGUCCCUGGGGGACCAGUCAAGGUCGGCUUCACAGACAGAUGAUGUGAUGGGCGGAAACCAACUGAUUAGAUUGAUCAAUGUCUAGGUCAAGUGAUUGCUCACAAGUGGCAUAUUAAAUGUGUCUGGAUAAGUCCAGCCUUUAAAAUGGCAACAUUGGUGGAUUUUAGUUUUGAGAUGCAAACAAGUAACUCCAGUCACAGUUCAAUUACAAAUAAACAGUAAACAAUUAACAGGGUAUGACAAAUGGUAAAGGAAGACCUUUGCUAAACAGCUUUUCACAUGUUGUAAGCCUGAAAGGCUUGUGAUUCACUUGUGAUGACUUCUGAAAACUUGUGAUGACUUACGAUAACUUGUGAUGACUAACGAUAACUUAUGAUAACCUGAUUACAACUCUUGAUUUAGUUUGUAUCUACAUACUGUUCCUAGGAAAUAAAUAAAAGAAAUAGACAGUUUUCAGGGAAAUACGUCAAAGAAACGUCUGAAAAAAAGAAAGAAACUCUCCACAAAUUUCACGAGGUUUAUUUGCACAUUGUGUGUGCAUACAAUCGAGGAAUGCAAGACCCUCUUUGUUGGGUUUUCUUUUUAUCAAAGUCUCUUUUUUAUUCUUCCAACCAUAAAUUGUAAAUGUCGCACGUUUGAGGGAGGGUCAGAGGUGGACCAAGGGUACAGUACCUGCAGAGUGAAACUCAAAUGGAGCAUAAGGAACAUUUUUGCUGUUGCCUCCCAGACAUUGUAAUUGAUGGGUUUGGCUCCACAAGGGAGCUUUUAAAUGUAACUCUACCCACAUGUGUUGAAUGUUUAGUUGAGGGUUGAUUGAGAACAGACUGACGUGUCAGUCCUGACUAAGAUUUAUUUUU